AUGGUUGAAGGUGGCCAGAGGAUGGGCACAGGAGCCGCAAGGAACUCAUCUGAAAGUAGGACAUUGGGACGAAGUACUAUAUUAAGUAGUACAAUUGAAAGGUUCCCGGCGCCGUCCACCGACCCCCAUGUUACGACGGCUAUCUUCUACGCCGCGUCACAUGACUAA
Molecule: messenger RNA, 168 nt
Organism: Sclerotinia sclerotiorum 1980 UF-70
Lineage: Eukaryota; Fungi; Ascomycota; Leotiomycetes; Helotiales; Sclerotiniaceae
Exons: 1
Coding region: 1-168 (55 amino acids)
Source: RefSeq, a predicted model, not a curated record